Molecule: messenger RNA, 3890 nt
Organism: Stegodyphus dumicola
Lineage: Eukaryota; Metazoa; Arthropoda; Arachnida; Araneae; Eresidae
Product: DGAT1/2-independent enzyme synthesizing storage lipids-like
Cellular component (GO): membrane
Molecular function (GO): acyltransferase activity
Source: RefSeq, a predicted model, not a curated record
UACGUUGAUCCUUGAUCAAGCACUUGGCGAGCAGAAGGAUUGACCGACUGCAAAACAUGACUGUUUGUCAUUGUAUUGCGUAACUGUAUGUAAUAAGUGUUUGUUUUUCCUGUUUUGAAAAGAAUAUAAGAAUUUAAAGUUCUAACUGGGAGCAAAUUUGUUGAAAAUAGAUAACUUGUACUGCAAAUUUGGAUCAUUGCUGAUGCUCGGUUUAGCAAGUCCUUUAUUUACUAUUGUAAUUUGAAAGCUAUCAAAAUUUAGAUGAUUUUCAUUAGUGAGAACAAGAAAAAACUUAAACAGUUUUCUGGUUGUCCAUAUGAGAAAGGAUCGCCCUGCCAUGCUGAACUUCAUAUAUGAUUUAGUUGAGAAAAUUGGAAACUAUACUUAUUCAUCUUUACACUUGGCAUAUCUUGAGCAAUACAUAGAUAUCCAUUUUGUAUCCUGGCUAAUAUGGCUAUUCACUCCUAUUGUGGUUGCUUUUGUGUUCCCUUUUAUCUUAUUCAUAUUUUUCUUUCUGUCUGCUCUGUUUGUACGUGCGUAUCGGUAUCGGUAUCGAUUGCGUGAAGCAUACAACCGAGAUGUAUGGGAUGGUGCCAGAAACACGUUAGCUACAGCAUGGGAUGCUCUUGGUUGGCUGUGGCAUGGCUAUGAAAUGGUUGGUAUAGAAAACAUUCCAGAUUCUAAAGAAGGUGGUGCAUUACUUAUUUUCUACCAUGGAGCCAUUCCUAUCGACUAUUAUUACAUAUUAGCUAAGACUAUCCUGAUUAAAAAAAGAUGUAUAAGAUCUGUGGGAGAUCAUUUUCUUUUCAAAAUACCAGGUUGGAAUCUAUUAAUGGAUGUGUGCCAUGUAUUUACGGGUUCUUUUCAAGUAUGCGUCCAAUAUUUAAAAGAAGGACAUCUUGUUGCCCUUGCACCUGGUGGAGUUCUUGAAGCUCAGUUUGGUGAUGAAGAAUAUCGCUUAAUAUGGGGCAAAAGAAUUGGUUUUGCAAAAGUAGCUUUAGAGGCACAAGUACCAAUAAUUCCAAUUUUUACACAGAAUUUAAGAGAAGCUUUUAGAUCUGUAAAGACUGGCAGUCGUUGGUUAAGAAAAGUAUAUGAAAAGACUCGUCUGCCUGUGGUUCCAAUUUAUGGUGGAUUUCCUGUAAAAUUAAGAACAUAUGUUGGUCCACCUAUUCCGUAUGAUCCAAAUUUAACUCCCGAAGAAUUAGCUGCAAAGACUGCCCAGGCAAUUGAGAACAUGAUUAAUAUGCAUCAAAGAAUUCCAGGCAGUAUAUUGAUGGCCAUUGUUGACAGAGUUUAUGAAAAGCCAAAACAAAAAAUUGUGUAAAUCUGUGAUGUUCAUAUUGAACAAAGUGUAAAUAUUUUAAAAAUCAUGCUAAAACUUACUUUGCCAUAUACUCAUUUCUAAUAAAUAGGAACAAGAUAUAAAUCUCUUACAUUUUAUAUUAUUCAUGUAUAUUUUAACUUAAAAAAACUGAAAUAGUUUUAUAGUGAGAAAGAAAGUAUGUGUGUUAUAUAAAGAUAGAUUAUGAAUUAUGUGAUAUGAAUUGUGCAUCACAAUUGUUUUGAUGAUGUAAAAUUCAUAUGAAUAGUAUUAUUAUUUUGUGAGAAAUGAUGCAUUUUCUUUAUAUGUAUCUAUUCUUGUACAUUUAUUUAUUUAUUUAUAUUUAAUUCUUCAAGUUACAAUAUUUAUAUUACAUUCUUUGCCAUAUGUACUGAACUAUUACUUAAAUAUGUAUGCUUUUAUAUACAUACAUACACAGCACAUAUCUUUUUAUAAUAUAAUUUUACAGUCAUGUGAUUUUUCGUGGUAUUAGCAUGGUAUUAAGAGUGUUUUAUUUUCCUGCUGCAAAUUUAUUUUGCAAGCCUUAGUAUGCUUAAAGGCAUUUUUCCAAGAACUGAGCAACUGUUUUAUUUUUUGUUUUAUGUUCUAUUAAUGAUUAAUCAAUAUGUGUGAUUUGUGUACCAAAUAUUUUUUGGUUUAAUUGCUUUUGGAAAGUUCGUAUAUAUAAUUCUUGAUAAUAAUGUAUUACUUCCCAAGAAAAUUUGUCACAUGUGAACCCAAAUCUUAUUUUUAUACAAAUUUAUUUCAUUAUUAACUAUAUAUUAAAUUAUGUAUUUUACAGAAUUAAAACUGUGGAUGUAUAAGAAUUUAUGUCAAAAAUAAAAUUGUACUUCUUUGUCACUACUUCUACUUCAUAAUAAAUUAAAAUAGAAGGUAAUUAACUGUGCCAAGUAGAUAUUUUUACUUAGUAAAGGGGAGAAGAUUUUUUAGGAAUAAUUUUGUAUUAUUAUUUUCAUGUAAAUUAAAAUGGUUAAUAUGAGAAUCAUUUCAUGUGAUAUUGUAUAACCUGCAGAAAAAGAUUUUGGAAUCUUCACACAAAUUUUACUGCUUUUUGUAAUAAUUGAUCAUUGGUAUUAAUUCUUAAAUAAAAAUGUAGCAUAUUUAUUUAUAUUUAUGUACACUUUAUUUUAUGGUUUUGUGUUGAUUUUUUUAUUUUCCCAAUGGUUAACUGGAUUAAAUAUAAAUAAAGUUUAGUUAUUUAAUCUCUAAUUAAAUAAACAUAACAUAUAUUUUCAAAAAUGAUUGAAAGAUAUUAGGCCAUAGUAAAGCAAUUCUCUUAAUUUUUGCAGCAUUUUCUAUUUUUGUGAUUUUUUUAAAAAUUAUAGUAAACUUUAUAAUUUUGGAAGUAUGAAAUCUUUCACAUUAAUAUUUUCUAAUGUCAUUAGAGAUUGCACAAUUUUCAUAUUUAUUAUUGUUAAGCUGCUUAAUAUGAGUGAAAAUAAUCAGAGUUUUUAUAGGUUAAUAAUGAUGAAAGAUACGAGAGAAUUAAUUUUUUUUAGAUAUUUGCAAAGUGUAUGUAUAUAUGUUUAUAGUGUUUUGCUUCCUAUAUAUUGAUUUGCCUUACUUUGUAAAAAAUUAGAUCUUGAAAGCUUCUGUGCUAAAAUGAAAUAAUUGUGUAAUUGCAUUAUACAUUUUUUCAUAUGAUAGGUUUGUGUAUAUUGAAGAGCCAAAACUUUGAAAUUAUGUUUAAAAAUUUGCCAUUUUUGAAAUAAAAAUCAAAUGCAGUUACGUUGAAAAAAUCCACUCAGUAAAAAUAUCUGAUAUAUAAGUAACCUUGUUUAUUUAUAAAUAUUGUAAUUUUUCUCAGUUUUAAGAAGCUGUGGAAUAGGUUAUCAUUAAUUUUUUUGUAACUCGGGAUUAAACUAAAUCAUGCUAGCAACCAUCUAGAAAUUAUGUUGUUUUCAUGUUUUUGUAAUCACAAAACUAAAAUUGGGGCUGUGUUAUGUACCUGAAAUUCUUUAUCUUAAAGCAUAAUAUGAUUUUUUUAAAACAACAAAGUUAUUUUAGGUCUUCUUUCCUCUGCCAAUUAAUGAAGGAUUAGUUAUUUCUAGUUUUGAUGUAUAAUUAUUCAUACAGUUAGUGCUAUUAAUAAUAAUUUCAUAAAACAUCGUGUGUAUUUUAGAUUAAAAAAUCAGAAGCAAUGUAAAUUUUUGAAGGGGGAGAAAAAUUUGAAGUUUCCGACAAAUAUUGUGGGCAAAAUAUAAUAAAAAGGCCUAUGCAAUUAUUUUUGCAGUUGAAUUGGGCAAGCUUCCAGCAUUUGAACGUCCUUAGAUCUCAAAAUUCAUAUACAGUCAAAAGUCGUUAAUUCGGACACCCAUAAUUCGGAAUGAUCUAUAAUCCGGACCUCAAAACUAAAAACUUUCUGCGCAUGCGCCGCGUUGACACAUGCGCAUAGGCGUUUACGCGUUGCGCGUAACACCUUUUACGGACUGCGCAUAUGAGUGUGCGCAAGUGCAAAUACGUUUUCACGUGCGCGUUUUAUGUAUAAAUGGACGUAUAAGCUAAAAUUAUCUAAUUAUCUAUUUCAGUUAAUGUGAUGAUUGCG